Fusarium sp. VM40 is the source of this 183-nucleotide messenger RNA. Lineage: Eukaryota; Fungi; Ascomycota; Sordariomycetes; Hypocreales; Nectriaceae. The record is from the annotation of a GenBank genome assembly.
AUGUCCACAGUUGAAGGUGCAACCGAUUGGACGAGAUACCAGGCAACCGACGUCAUUAUCCUUCCCCACGUAAUGCAACGAGCCCUUGACGAAUUACCAGCGAAUCAGAGUUCCGUUGGCGGUUAUGGCUGGCCCAGCACACCGGUGCUGUUUCAACACCCUAUCCUGCCUUUCACCAAGUAA